AGAAGUUGGCAUCACUUCGCGCACAUGUUUUUUGUAGUAGUGCACUUUUCAAUGAAUUUAUGUGCGACAAAUGCUACUCUAGCUCCUGAUACUAACAAAGUAUGAAAGUAUACAGUUCGAAUUAUUACAUCUUUUGUGUAUUUUAACUUUGUUGUUGUAUUAUUAGUUUUUUGUAAGUGCUUUAAGGACCUAGAAAAUUGCCAGCGAUGCAAUGUAUCAAGCUUUCAUCAGUGGAUACCGUUUGGCCGAAGUGUCACACGGCAAGCCUUAUUAUGUUUACUGUAUUGAGGUUCUGGAGUCCGAAAGUGGUACCCGAUACUUUAUUGAGAGAAGAUACAGCGAAUUUAAUGCGCUACAUCGUACGCUGAAGAAAGAAAACGCGGAUGUUGCUCCGUUUCCGCCAAAGAAGGUAAGAAAUUCCCAACCGAAGGUGCUUGAGCAAAGGCGAGCAGCAUUGGAACUGUACAUCCAGAAAAUGUUAAGGCUCUCAGCCACUAAGCAACAGGUUCUCAAUUUUCUGGGUAUAGAAAGUCCAACACCCAGCGUGCCGUAUAAAAAUACGUACAAGGAUACGGAGGGAGAACAAUACGUCGAUACCAGUGCUCUUGGCCAUCAACCUGUGCUAACUUUCCAUUGUGAUCCAUACGUUCAGUCGAACAUUACAUCGAACAGUCUUCCAGAUAUCGUCAUCAGCGGAGUCCUUUUGGGUGUAUACAAGUCCUAAGAAGCUUAUCCUAAGCUUCUGCUUGUUACAAUAUCUUUUAAGAAAAGCAUAGAAAGGACUACGCGCUUCGUGAAAAUCUGCAGCUCUAUAUUAUUAUAAUUCGGAUGAAAAUUAGGAAGACAGUUUUUGCUCGUUCCUCCUUAUCUUGCCAGAGAUAAAAAUAAAGCGGUUCCAUCCUGUAUAUAUAUAUAUAUAUGUAUAUAUGUAUAUGUAUAUACACUAACGCUUCGUUGUCAGGAUACGCGACAAUGUGUAAUCUCUUUCGAAAUUCGAUCAACGAAGAACGUAAGAGAGAGAGGAAAUGGAGCUUGCACGUGGCGCGAUCGCGUUUGGAUUAAUGUAAAAAGACCGGAUUUAAAACUAAGGAUUUUAUACACAUCUAUGUAAUUAAGGGAUUUCACAGAAGAAAUAUAUGCUUUGAUAUAUUUGAAUCAUCGUCUUGUUUAUUUCAUCUCAUUAUUUUCAGAGUUUACAUUACUUGUGACAUUCAUCUUAAUUCUAUUUAACUUUAUCGUACUGGAUAUCUGGAUUGUAAAUGUAAAUGUAACUCAUAAGCGGAUCUCUUGCGGUAUUCUUUAUUCGCAUUAAUUCGUUUACUACCGUUUACAGUAGAUAUCACGGACACUCGAUAAAAAUCCAUCGUCGAUAUACCCGCUAGGUCAUUGCUAGAUGUAUCACGAUGGCAUUUCUUUCGCGUCGGGGACACAGCGUUUUUCUUUUCCCUGCGAGAUGUUUGGCUUCGAGCAACGAUUAAUGUCGAACGAUUUUAUAAAUAUUACCGUGAAAAAAGGACAGGUUUCUUACUGUUUCCAGAUAACGAUAUGCGCUUCUCUUUUUUCCCCUUUAUCAAUUUUCUUUCUUGCUGUUGCUAUUGGUGAUAGGCGAUUACGCGAUAGAUUAGCGAGUGAUUCAUCUAGCGUCUGGUUGAUAGAAUUAUAGCCUCGAGGUUAAUUUGUUAUUAUCAUGAAAUCGGACCUAUCGAUUCCCUAUCCUUAAAUUUCUUCCUGUCGAACGCUAAAGAAGAGUAGACAGACGGGCAGAAGCAUGAAACGGGUGAAAACGGUGAAUUCAAGCGAUGUAAUUUGUUUGGUCCACUGGAUCGGGCGUGUUUGCGUUGCACUCGACGCGCAGUAUUCUCAUUCUCGAUGUAUGUACUCGGGCCUUUGCUGAAAAAUAGGAAAUCUCUGUUUCUUUCGGUUUCGCGGUCGCGAGGUUCCUUUCUCGCGUUCUGUUUUUUUCUUAGAAAAACUUGAAAAAAUGAGUAAACACCGCAAACCGGAGACGCUGUGACAACGGUAGUAACCAUGUAUGUAUGUGUGUAUGUAUGUAUGUAUGUAUAUUGGCGAUAGUAGGACCUUGUUUCGUAUGUACAAUCAUACAACGUAUUUAUGCUGUUACAAUUAUUACGUUAUGAUAAUAAACUGAACUUCCCAAAAGGUAAACGCCUCGUUUUUCUUCUUUUUUUUUUUAUAUCAAAUGUACCGCAUUAAAUGUGUAUGUAAUUAUAUACAAGCUCCUCAGUCUUGUGCGAAGUGUUAGACGAUUUUAGGUUCUAGCACUUCCGCCUCGAUGAAAACUAAUCAUGACGAAUAUUAUAUUACUUCUCGAAUCAUUUCUUUUUCUGUCGAACGUUUCGUUUCUUUUCUUUCCUCUUGUUUCGAUCGUUUUUCCCGUUGUAUUUUCUCGCUAUCUCGUUAUACGCGAUCGUAGUUACCGUAUAACCGAGCAAACCAGUCGAAAGACGAUUUUUUUUUUUCAUUUUUCAUAAUAUGACCUGUGCUUUCGUCAAGAGCUGGCGGGAUAUACAAAAUUGAUCGUUGAACAGCUUAUAAUGUUAAUAAACGUUACAUCGUAAUUUAGAAGUUUAUUGCCCGUGCGUGGCAGUUUGUUUCAUUGAACUUUCGAUCGAUUCCCAUUUUGUCGGUCGAUCUCGAUUUCACUCGUUUUCUUAUAUAUCUUUCUGUAAUUCGAAACGAAACGAAGGGAAAUCUAAACGAUAGGUACACGUGUAUUUAUUCGCUAACUAUAAAAGAAUUAUAAAGAAAAUAGAGAAAAGAUGCAGAUCUCUUUUCAAAAUAAGCAAAUACAAUCGCUUUAUGAUUUUCGACGGGUGUGAUUUUUAUUAUUACCAGUACCAAUAACGCAUCUCUAACAUCUAAUGAAUUACUUAUAUCAUACAAGUCUCGAGGUGUAACUUAGAGAAAAAUGGAGCUGUUGGUCGCCAUUGAAUCGCGGACAGUAUAGGUCAACGCAUCAUUUUACAAGGCAAUGUACUCUCAAAACGAUAUGGUAAAAUCAUUUCUGUCGUUCAUGGAUAAAACUUAAUAAAAAAAAAAAAAAAAAAAAGAAAAAAGAAAAGAAAA
This is a messenger RNA of Bombus huntii, 3087 nucleotides long. RefSeq names its product sorting nexin-24-like. Gene Ontology annotation, molecular function: phosphatidylinositol phosphate binding. The coding region runs from base 212 to 724 and encodes 170 amino acids. NCBI's taxonomy places the organism in Eukaryota, Metazoa, Arthropoda, Insecta, Hymenoptera, Apidae. The transcript has 3 exons. The record is from RefSeq and is a predicted model, not a curated record.